AUGCUCUCCAACUGCUUGAUCCUGCAGCCCACAGUCAGCUCCACCUCUGAUCUGAUUGGAGCUUCUCCAGCACGCCGUGUUCACCUUGCAGGAUCACCCAGCAACACUGUUUCCUCUGCUCCUCGUCCUCAGACGAUAGAAACACCGUCUGUGGGUUUGGCAGCAGAACAUUUUGUGUCACAUGAGCCCUCAGCGGCACCGUAUUUCCCCCUGAGUGAGUGUGCAUGUGUGUGAGAAAGAGAGUUUCAGUCACACAUCCAACCUGAAACUCCAUUUCUGUCAUCUCACGGAGGAAGAGGAGGAAAGAAGAAGAAAAAAAUCAAUUGCAUAUUGGCUUUUCCAACCAUCACUCUUGAAAUCGAGCAUUUUUCUUGCAGCUUCAGAGAGCAAUUUCCCCCCCGGCUGUUUGAGGUUCAGAUAUCUCCUGGGUGAUUCAGCACAGCUCCACAAUGCAGCAGCUCGGCUCAGUCCUUCACAGCUCCCGGCCACGGAUAAAGACCCGCUCAGCCGCCACGUCUCUGCCCGCUUAUCUGCCCGGCGCCGCUCAGGAACCCGGGCAGUAA
Molecule: messenger RNA, 563 nt
Organism: Xyrichtys novacula (pearly razorfish)
Lineage: Eukaryota; Metazoa; Chordata; Actinopteri; Labriformes; Labridae
Source: the annotation of a GenBank genome assembly